AUGGCACCGCCCAAGGACCGAAUACGCAAAUUCCACCGUCGCAGCAAGAAUGGCUGUUCGACGUGUAAGCAGCGUCAUGUACGAUGCGACGAGCGGAAGCCUUUGUGGUAUGCGUCUGUCUCUUUCUCUCUGUCUCUAUGCCCUCCUCAACUGCCCCUUGUCACACUGGAGGUCCUGUCCGUCACGAACUGCCUGCAGACCGGUAAGGACUGCAUUUAUCAUGAAGUAGAACCUGACCAAGAGUCCCGAUCCGAGUCCCGCUUGAGGUCCGAGCCAGCCGUUGUUCCGGCCGAGGAAACCUUCCUCAUUACCAAUGUCGUGUCGAACCAGCCAUUUGCCGGCUUCUCGUGCGACUAUCAGAUGUCGGCAAUGUCGCAAUGGCUUUGGCACCAGUUCACUACCUUUUACGUCAGAGGCCAGACUCCAGUAGAAAGAGGCCAGAACCUAUGCAGCGUACAGAGGACACUUUUGCAUCCGGGCUUGCUCCACGGGUGUCUAGUCGUCGCGGCUUGUCAAUGGGCGUGGGUCACUGGAUCCCUCGAACACGUCAAGGUGCCAUUUCUCUAUCAUAAGGCAGCCGCCUACGAAUUCGCAAAGCACCAACUUUCCGAGUCUGAUGACACUGUCAGCGACACGGCUAUCUUCGCUAUAGCUAGCCUGGCACUCACUGAGGGGGCGGUUGGUGAUCUGGAUGCCUCGUCUAAGCAUUUGCGCGGUCUUCACAGAUUGACCCUCCGGAAGAACGGUUACAACUUGAUGAGAUCGAACCUGGCGCAACAGAUGCUACAGAUGGCUGGCGAUCGCCUGCGUCUAGGGGAAGUGAACGUGAUUCACGAUGCCAUCAGUGCCGAUUUUCAGCCCAGUAUCAUUGCCUUGCUGUUCACUUCACUUUGGGAUAUGGAAAGUCUCCCGCCGCGGCAAGCACCGAGAUACGGUUGGUGGGAAGGCGACGAGACACCCACAGACAGGCUCUGGCAGGACUACACCAAGCAUCUAAACUGGGAGCUUUCUCGUGGGUUCGAUCCAGAGCGCAACAUAGCCACAAUGCUCAAUGGUGAUCCAAAGAGCAGCAGGGCGAGCUACAUCGCCACCUUUUUCUACCUCUUCAUGGCGGUCAACGAUAGCGAAAUGGACUGCGUUCUGACCGUGUGGCUGCUAGAACAGCUCAUUGACGAUGUCUGUGACAAGGAGGAGGAAAUGAUUGCAGGAAGUUUCAGUCGCAGCUUAUGGUUCUGGAGCGUCCUAUUUGGAGCAGCCGUGGCUUACACAGGUAGACCGAUUACCACAACGGGCAUAGAACAACUUGCGAGGUGGAGGGCGAUUUAUGCUGCGAAACUGAGCUUGGCCAGCGACGUGUUGCAGCUCAACAGCUGGCAUGAUGCGAAGGCAGUACUGGCGGAAGUCGCCUGGACCGAAGGCUCAGAUGCCGAGGGAAGACUGCAAGAUAUCUGGGACGCAGCCGUCUUGCGUCGCCAGGGUUGUACGCAUCGUACCCACGGCGUGGGUGGCUGA
Messenger RNA from Colletotrichum orchidophilum, 1512 nucleotides. RefSeq lists its product as uncharacterized. Lineage: Eukaryota; Fungi; Ascomycota; Sordariomycetes; Glomerellales; Glomerellaceae. Bases 1 to 1512 code for a protein of 503 amino acids. The record is from RefSeq and is a predicted model, not a curated record. The transcript is spliced from 6 exons. Gene Ontology annotation, biological process: regulation of DNA-templated transcription. Gene Ontology annotation, molecular function: DNA-binding transcription factor activity, RNA polymerase II-specific; zinc ion binding.